AAACAAAAAUUAAAUAUUUUUUUUGUAUUUAGGACAAACGAGUCACCAAAAUUUCGAAAUUAACGAAUCCUUAAAAGUUAUGGGAAUAUGUCGGUCAGGCCGCCAAUGAAAUUUGGAUUCGCCCGAUUAACUCAUGCCCAUGGAAUCCUUCAGCGGCACAGACUACAUCCAGCGACAACCCAUGUACUAUUUCGACCGGUUUUCAGUGGCCACAGAGUGCGUAAGACUUCGGGCAACUCUGGCAUCACAUCGGGAAGCAAAGGCAAGUGGUCGCUACAUCUCAAUCUGGAGCGCGCCCAGGACCGAGAUCGACCGAUUUCGUUGCCUUUGAUGGUUUAUUUAUACAGUCCUUGGAUGAUGUUUAGUACUAAAUUAAACUUAUGGAUACUGAAAUUACUCUGGGAUUGGCGCUUUGCCGAACUGCAAUUUGUGGACAAUGCGAAGCAGGCGCUGGUGCUGAUCACCAAGUUUAUUGUGGAGCAACACGAGGGCUACAUCAAGCGCUGCACGACCCCGAUGGGAUACAAGCAGAUCAGGCACGAUCUGAUCGGGUCCAAUGCCAGCCCCGCCAAGCUGAUGGUCUUUGACAAGCGCCACAUUCGCCGGGCCAUUCCCCUGAAGAUUCAGCGCCUGCAGCACUACGAUCACAAGUUCGCCUUCAUCGAUAUGAUCUUCUUGGCGUGCCGGCGUACCAACGAUUUUGUAUCGAAACAAGAGAUGCAACGGAUGCAGAAUCUUGUGGCUCAGUGUGCGGACACCAGCCACAUAUUCGUCCCCAAUCCCAUUAUCUGUGCGGAAUUUUUCGUGCGCUUCAGGCGAGAUUACUCCCUGCCGUGCACAGUGCGUGCCGGCCAUUGGCUGAUAUCCACGUACAAAAUACUACGCUUGGAUGUGCUCAACACGCAUCCCGAGUUCCAUGUUGGCAGUGGUGUCUACGACAUCGUCGAUGGCGUCCAACCACUACAUCAGAAAGCGACUCACGCCUAAUUUCAAUAUGAGGUGUAUAAAAAAUAUAUGCG
Messenger RNA from Drosophila navojoa, 1019 nucleotides. RefSeq lists its product as uncharacterized. Gene Ontology annotation, biological process: protein insertion into mitochondrial inner membrane from matrix. The record is from RefSeq and is a predicted model, not a curated record. Gene Ontology annotation, cellular component: mitochondrial inner membrane. Gene Ontology annotation, molecular function: ribosome binding. NCBI's taxonomy places the organism in Eukaryota, Metazoa, Arthropoda, Insecta, Diptera, Drosophilidae.